AUGGAAGGAAUCAAAAUACUAAAGCUUUCAAUAUUUAUGAUCCAUCUCUUGUUACUUGAUUUUGGUGUUUGUGAAGUGUAUAGAGUUGGUGAUGGAAGUGGAUGGAACUCAGGCACGGGGACUAAUUUCCUCAGUUGGUCUCAAAAAUACAAUUUUACUGUUGGAGAUGUGCUAGUGUUUAAGUACUCGAAAGCGCAACACAACGUGAAAGAAGUAACCGAUGCAACCUACAGAUCGUGCAACGCCAGCAACGGUGUAAUCGCCAUUUACGAGAGUGGCAACGACGAAAUUAGGCUGACCGACGCAAAGAAGUACAAUUUCAUCUGCGACAAAGACAGCCACUGCAUCGGCGGCAUGAGAUUUUCCGCCACUGUUCUAGAAGCUUCUACAAGCAACAACACAACCCCCACGGGGCGCCAGCGCCCCCGAGUUCUGCUGUCUCGAUAA
This is a messenger RNA of Salvia splendens (bonfire salvia), 447 nucleotides long. RefSeq names its product basic blue protein-like. Gene Ontology annotation, cellular component: plasma membrane. Gene Ontology annotation, molecular function: electron transfer activity. The record is from RefSeq and is a predicted model, not a curated record. Bases 1 to 447 code for a protein of 148 amino acids. The transcript is spliced from 2 exons. NCBI's taxonomy places the organism in Eukaryota, Viridiplantae, Streptophyta, Magnoliopsida, Lamiales, Lamiaceae.